Molecule: messenger RNA, 2144 nt
Organism: Coniophora puteana RWD-64-598 SS2
Lineage: Eukaryota; Fungi; Basidiomycota; Agaricomycetes; Boletales; Coniophoraceae
Exons: 11
Coding region: 57-1721 (554 amino acids)
Source: RefSeq, a predicted model, not a curated record
GGCUUUCCUUUUUGUAACCUUUGCUUCUUGUACAUUGCCUCUUCUCCUCUCCCCGUAUGGCACACACUUCGCCCGCAGUCAACCUUGUCUGGUCCAUAUUGACCACCCUCCUCGCGAGCUUUCUCGUCUUCCAUCUCUGGUCCUUUGACCGCUUCAAAUGCCUCAAAUGGAAUAACGGGCCCUACAGCGGCGCCUUCAAGCGCAUCAUGACCUACUCGUACAUAGCGACACUGCCGCUUCUAAUGGUGUAUGCACUCGGGUUCACCAUCAUCAAGUACAAGUACGGCUAUACGUAUCUCCCGGGCUAUGGCGUUAUCCCAACACCGUUUGAACUCUGGAGCGACUCCUCCAAGAACGCCAUCAUCCCGCUCUACCUCUGCUUCUCGAUCGGAUGGGGCCUCGAGAUGGUCACCCACCUCGAAGAGCUCUGCUUCUGGCUGUUCCUGCUCAACGCAGGCUCCGUCGGCCAAGACUGGUUCCGCUCGCUCUACUUCCGCACGUGGGCGGUCGGCUCCGUCGUCGCGGUGCUCUACAUGCCGCUCGUGACGAUCUUCACGCGCGGGGACUAUCUCAAGUGCGAGGCGUACACGUUCCUCGCGGGGAGUAUCGGCUCGUUUGCACUCACGGUGUGGUUUUUGCCGAUUUUGUGGGCGUUUCCCGCGUUUUUGGAUAGUUUGAGGCGCGAGAGUGUGGACACGAAUACGGUGGUUAGGUUGACAAAGUUUCAUGAGUUGAACUGCAUCCGCGUUUUCUUCCGGUUUCUGUUUACAGUCCCGUUCAUCAUCCUCGGGAUUGACGGUGUUCGACCGCAUCAGCACAUCAACGAUAACAUGUUCGCGACUGAUUUUUUGGCUAUGAUCGCCGGUGUAGGAUGUUCCGUGUCGUCUGCCUUGACCCUUGUCAUCUUCUUCCCCCGCUCGAUCGAAAGCGAAAUCGCAAACAAAGACCGCCGCCGCGGCACAUCGACACAGGACAUGAUCCAGACGCAGCAAACCGCGACCCGGCAGGGUGGCGGUGGCGGGGGGCCCGGGCGCUCGUUUGCGCUGCACUCCCUCGGCGCGGGCGACGCGCUUUCUCCGGACGCGGACGGCGAGGAGGAGGACGACAGGGACGAUCUCUCCGAGCCGUACGAGCGGGCGCCGUCUGCUGCGUUCCGAAACAACCCCACGCCGCCUGCACUCGUGCGCUCGCCGUUCAGUAACCCGGCCGUCAGUGCUGGCACUGGUACCGUAGCGGGUGCGGGUGCAACGCGCCAGGGCUCGGGUGGAGCGUUCCCCGCCGCGCGCCGCGACUCGGGGCUGCCGCCGUAUUCCGACUCUGCGCUGCACGCGUCGUCGCCUGCUGGUGUCGCGCAUCCGCAGCAGCAACAGCAACCACAGCAGCAGCCAUCGUCGAUCACGUGGAACAACGGUAAACAGGGCCUGGAAUACGUCGACGAGGAGGAGGACGCGGAGUCGACGUCCAAGCGCCCGCUACCGAAUGUCCCGGCCGCGGUGGCGAAGGAGGAGGAGGCGAGUGCGGGCGGCGCGCGGCUGGUGCCGAAUAGGCGGACAACGAGGGGGGACGUUGAGAUGGGCAGGGUGCUGUUGACGCGGGAGAAUCUGGCGUGGCAUAAUGCGGCUCAGAGGAAUUCGAUGUCGGGAGGGAGGGGCGGAGGGGUGAAUAGGCUUGUGCAUGGGUUUAGGUCGCCGAUUGAUUUGAUGGACACGCGUUACCCGUGAUCGAUUUUCUCAUUUUUCGCUGGUGGAUGCUGGGUCUUCGCGAGGUGGAGGUGUGUUUAAUGGGUGAAAAGGGCAUGAGAGUUUUCUGGAUUCUCGGGCGAGUAUGGACAAUCGACCGUGUCCGGCGACAUGGAUGUACGUCCGACUUAUGGGUGCCACCACGUCCAGGUACGGUUCUAUGUCGUUCAAGCUGGCUACCUGCGUGCUGUUGUUCCUUCGUCGCGCAUGGGACGUUCUUCUCCCCGAGCAUCUGGUACGCACCGUAAGAGGUGUUAAUGCUUUUAUACAAGUCUGCCCCCGUUUACUGUUGCCACGAACUGGUGCUUCGCCAUGGCUUUUUAUCUUCGUUGCUUACUUACUGGUUGGUCUGCCUCCUCUUUACACAUUUACUACGAUAUUUAUUUACCAAGGGAGGGUCGUCUG